Messenger RNA from Fusarium keratoplasticum, 1551 nucleotides. RefSeq names its product MFS domain-containing protein. Gene Ontology annotation, biological process: carbohydrate transport; transmembrane transport. The coding region runs from base 1 to 1551 and encodes 516 amino acids. Gene Ontology annotation, molecular function: carbohydrate:proton symporter activity. Lineage: Eukaryota; Fungi; Ascomycota; Sordariomycetes; Hypocreales; Nectriaceae. The record is from RefSeq and is a predicted model, not a curated record. The transcript has 5 exons. Gene Ontology annotation, cellular component: membrane.
AUGGGGAUCUUUACCAAGUUUCGCCUCUUUAACAGGAGGCUCGCACUCGCCUGUAUGCUCAUUGCCGUGUCGACUUUCAACUAUGGCUUUGACAACCAGGCGUUUGCGAGCACACAGGCCAUGGACCCGUUUGAGAAGCAGUUUGGCGAUUGGGAUGAGAAAAAGGGGGCGUACGCUCUUGAGCCGUACUGGCUGUCGCUGUUCAACAGUCUCAAUUACAUUGGCUUUGCCUUUGGAGUCAUUGCGGGUAGUUUCAUCUCGGCCCGCUGGGGUCGAAGGUGGUGCAUGUUUGCCAUGAGCGUUUAUGCUCUUGGUACCGCUACCAUUUCUGUCACGUCCUUCCACCGUGAACAGAUUAUGGCAGCCCGUAUUCUCAACUACAUCUAUGUCGGCAUGGAACUUGGCGUCGUUCCAACCUUCCAGUCUGAAAUCGUCCCCGCUCAAGCCCGAGGCUUCAUGGUUGGCUCAUACCAGCUCAGUCUAGCAGUCGGUGGCCUGGUCAUCAAUAGCGUCUGCUUCGGCACCAGCUUUCUCCCCGACAAUCGCGCAUGGAGAAUCCCUCUCGGCUUGUUUUACAUCGUCCCGACCAUUGUUGUGGCGGGUAUCUGGUUUAUUCCUGAAUCACCUCGAUGGCUCCUCCGAAAGGAUCGCGUUGAGGAGGCGUGGCAGAACCUUCGCAAGCUUCGAGAGGGCGCUUUCACUGAAGAGCAAAUUGAAGCCGAGUUCAAGGAGCUUCGUACCUCCCUCGAGCAAGAGGUUGAACAGGGUCGUUUCAUUGAGCUGCUUCAAGGAAACAACCUCAAGCGAACGGCUAUCGUCAUCGCUGUCAACUUUCUGAUGCAGGCCAGUGGUCAAGCUUUCGUGUCGCAGUACGGUGCUGUGUACGUCAAGACGCUUGGAACCAUCAACCCAUUCGGCUUCAACUUGAUCACGGCAGGCAUCAACAUCGUUACCUUGACUUGCAUUCUACUCUGGACGGAUGUUAUUGGUAGACGGAUCCUAAUGAUCGCGUCUUCCUGCACAAUGUUUGCAGCAAUGACCACCAUGGGAGGCUUGGGUAUUGAGAGCCCCGUCGCCGACGAUAGAAAGAAAGGUGUCUUGGCUAUGAUGGCCCUGUUUGCCUGUGGCUUCUCAAUGGGCUGGGCGCCGCUUGGCUACGUCGUCACCACCGAGAUCUCGGCUCUUCGACUUCGUGACUUGACCUCGCGAGUUGGAUUCACCACCAAUGUCAUCAUGAACUUCACUGUCAACUUCAUCAUCCCAUACCUCAUCUACGACCAGUACGCCGGCUUGAAUAGCAAGGUUGGCUUCAUCUUUGGCGGUCUCAUGGCGGUCGCUAUCGUCUUUGUGUACUUCUGUGUACCUGAGUGCAAGGGAAAGACACUGGAGCAGGUCGACUUCUUGUUCAACCAGGGCGUUCCGAUCCGGGACUUUGGCAAGACGGAUGCGGCGGCUAUGAUGCAAUCGGUCUUGGAGGAGGACAAUGGUAAGAAACACGACUCUGAUGUCGAGAAGGGCUCUGUUGUGGUGGGGUCCAAGCAUGAUAACUGA